GAACCGAGGAUGUAGUUUUCUAAAGAACUGAGCGACAAACGUUUGACCAGAACUGGUUCCAGUCUGUCGUUGCCAAACCGCGUCUCUCACGCUGGAAGUCACUUCCACUUCGUCCGCUCAUCCCUCAUCCUUCUCUCAGAUUUAAACCUCCAGUACGAAGAUGUCUCUGAGCAAGAAAAGUAACGACGACAUACUGAAGCUGCUUGAUGAGCACGGAAUUAAACACGGACCAGUUGUAGACAGCACUCGGAAGCAGUAUGAGAAGAAGCUUGAAAAGGUCGUGGAGAAGUCGUCAGUGAAAGCCUCAUCGGAUAAGACCUACUACAGAGAGGAAGAGGAGACGAGCUACGUCACAUACCGCAGUCCGUUUGGAGAAGAGGGCUUUGUGGAUACGGUGAUACGUAGAGGCAUUUCGACCCGAGAUGAAGACAAAGAACUCGACCAACAUACAAACGCUUCCAAGUCUACGAUUCAGUUCACAAGCAAAACAGUCAAUCACAGCGUACAACAGUCCAGCCUCCAGUACAACAAACCGCCAAUCAAGUCUGGAAGCAGCAAGUGGAAAGCGGUUCGGCUGCUGCUGCUGCUGCUGGCUGUGUUUGCAGCUGCCUGCUAUGGCGCCUACUGGUAUCUGUGGAACUAUCAGUCGUAACAAGGCAGCGAUCUGAUUGGUUGUUCUGAACUUGUUCUGAAAUAAAAUUGUACUGUUAGGGUUGACAGGGUCUUUUUAUCUAACAAUUGUAGGUGUUUCAACACAUACUAACUACUGUAGAGCACAAAAUGUAAAUUAGACUAAUGAAAAAAACCUUCAACAAAAAUCAACCAAUUAAGAAAAUUCCAAAUGCCACCUGUUAAGUAAAGUACUGAAAAUUUUUAUAUUAGUAAUGAGAUACCAGUUGUGACAGGACAGAGAGCCAGACACAGAUUUCUUUGCUCUGUUACACACACUGCAUACAGUAUGUAAGAUGGUGCACUGCAUUUUCCAGCCAGAUCUGUGUAUUUGAAUGUUUUAUAAGGUGAUUUUUAUAACAUGUUUGUUCUUUUUUGUAACAUGUAAACUCCACAAUGGAAAACUUAUGUACGUGCUUAGAAAAUAAGAGGGCAAUUGAACAGUAUAUUUAGCUCCUACUUGAGUGCAGUAGAAUAAACUUUUACAACUAUAUAAAAGUGA
Messenger RNA from Betta splendens (Siamese fighting fish), 1171 nucleotides. It is a transcript of the gene emd, whose product is annotated as emerin. Lineage: Eukaryota; Metazoa; Chordata; Actinopteri; Anabantiformes; Osphronemidae. The transcript is spliced from 7 exons. Bases 161 to 652 code for a protein of 163 amino acids. The record is from RefSeq and is a predicted model, not a curated record.